Aspergillus wentii DTO 134E9 is the source of this 5496-nucleotide messenger RNA. Its product is annotated as putative endosomal peripheral membrane protein (Mon2). Bases 69 to 5297 code for a protein of 1742 amino acids. The transcript has 6 exons. The record is from RefSeq and is a predicted model, not a curated record. NCBI's taxonomy places the organism in Eukaryota, Fungi, Ascomycota, Eurotiomycetes, Eurotiales, Aspergillaceae.
AGGAGUCGCCCAAACAGCAACUUUGUAGUGGCAUUGGUCAUGCUAUGAUCUGAACCCAUUCAUUUGAAAUGUCCUCCCAGUUUCUGCAGGCGGAACUCUUGAAUUUGAUUCAAGAGUCCAAAAGAAGGAAUACCGACCUGCGAAAUGCUGCUGAAGAAUCCCUUAAUAGUCUAAAGGCUUUGCCUUCUACUUCUGAGGCUCAAACAUCUGCUGGUAUAGACCUACUGCGCAAGCCAAAGUUUGUCGAUCCAUUCAUCUUAGCCUGCCAUAGUCACCAUGCAAAGCUUGCCGGAAUUGGUGUUAUCAGUCUUCAGAGAUUGGUUGCAUCACGAUCUUUACCCUCUGAGCGUUUAAAAGAUGUCUUGGGUGGCCUUAAAGAAACAACAAAUCUGAGCCUAGACAUUCAGCUCAAAAUAUUGCAGUCUUUGCCCUCUCUGCUACAACAUUAUUCCAAUGAUCUCAGUGGGGAGCUCCUGGUGAGCACACUCGAGGUAUGUGCGACGUUGCAGGCGAGCAAAACCCUUGCGGUUUCCAGUACAGCUGCGGCUACGUUACAGCAACUUGUGGUAUCUACGUUUGAAAGAGUUUUCGUCGAAGACAAGACUCCUCCCGGUUCAAUAUCAACAAAAACAGUCAUAGUUGACGGUAGUUCAGUCAACAUAGGAACAUUUGCCUAUGAUGCUUUACGGGUUUUGGACGAUCUUUGCCGUCUUAUAGACGAAGAGCAGUUGCAAUUCCUGAGGAUCAAAUCGCUAUCCCCAACAUUUACCCUGGAGCUCAUCGAGAGCAUUCUGCUGAAUAGUGGGCAUCUAUUCGUCAGCCACGCGGAACUAACACAGGUGCUACGAACUCGGCUUAUGCCAAUGACCGUUAGAUUUUUAUCAGAGAGGCACAGCUUUGCCCAGACAGUACGGAUUUCUCGAAUUCUCCUUGUGAUAUUUAAACGUCACAUGUCUUUGUUGACAGCAGAGUGUGAAAUGGCUCUCAGUUUGUUGACCCAUUUACUUGAACCGGAUGGAACUGCGCCCUGGAAACGUGUACUAUGCAUGGAAAUAUUCCGAGCGCUGUAUGCUGAGCCAGGACUGGUUCGUCUCAUUUAUACUUUGUAUGACGGAUCAGAGGGAAGGAAAAAUAUUCUCCGGGACCAUAUGGCCGGGCUCGUUCGUUUGGCAUCCGAAAAGCCCUCUCUGAUCGGUGUCAGUACGCAAUCUACCAUACCUUCUCGGGCUGAGCACGUAAGGUCUGUUACAGAGGAACAAAUCACCCUUGAAGUUGGCGGGGUCGCUGGUGUCAUUGGGGCCACGGGGCAAGCCACGGAGAAUGUGCCAGGGAUCAGCAGUCAGUGGAGUGUGGUUCGCACGCCCUACAUAGAACUGCUUGAUAAAACCGAUGCACCGCUUCCUCCAGAGACCUACAUAUAUAGCCUGGUGCUCAACUGUAUCGGUACUUUCGCCGAAGGCCUUGCGAAAUUCAUCCUUCCGCUGACGGUCCCUGACUUAAAACAAAAGCGAAGGAGCCGCAUCACAAGCCCCGAUAAGAGUGCCGCUGGGAAGGGCUCUCAUGAUCUGCAAAGGUCAGAUUCCUGGAAAACUGGUCAGGGGAUGAGUUCCAAAAAGUCGGCUAUGCCUAUCAAUCCCCUAGACCUGGAAUCUCAUCCCCAAAUUGCCGCAAUCAGAACAUGUGCGGCAGUUAUUGAAAAUUGCUGGCCUGCUGUACUUGCAGCAUGCUCGACAUUUUUGUAUGCGUCUUUGGAUGAUGAGUUUUACCAUAAUCUCGUCAGGUCGUUCCAGAAAUUGGCACAUGUGGCCGGUCUGCUUAGACUGUCAGUCCCUCGAGAUGCUUUCUUAACUACACUUGGAAAGGCCACCAUGCCAGCUGAUGCUGGAGGGCCCAAGUCCGCGGGUGCCACGAAAGCAGCCGUGACUGGUUCCCAGCACAACAACGCAGGAGAGAAGAAACGAAAGGGUCCCGAUUCGUCCCUUGUUAGCUCUCCAUUGUCUGCUGACUCCUCCAAUACACAUUCGGAGAGUCCUCCUGUGUCCCUCAGCACGAGGAAUCUUCUAUGCCUACGUGCCUUGCUUAACUUGGGCAUUGCUUUGGGGCCUACCUUGGAUCAGCCGGCCUGGUCUAUCAUGCUUCAGACCCUUCAGGACACUGAUUUGCUAAUGGGAAUAUCUUCCGUGUCUACAAAGUCAGGUUCUACCGUCAGCAGCUCAAACGAAGCUGCAACUGGCCUUAGUGCUGAUGCUCUCAAGGCUAAUUUUGGAACUGCGGUUAUUGCUGUGCAAGCAGCCUCCACCAAGAUGUUUGAGAGCACUAGCGACUAUCCCAGUGGCUCUUUUCGAGAAGUUUUGCUAGCUCUACUGAGCCUUUCUGGAUCAACUUGCCAAGUCGCUCAGCAAGAUUUGUCUGAGAACCCCUCAACCUCUCCUCGUUCACCACAGUCUCUACAACGUACGGGGCAAAUGCGCAAAACCACUCGCCGUGUAUCACUCACUGUAGGGAAAUCGAGAACGCAAGACGAAGAAUUGAGGUUUGUUUUGGACAAAGCAAACGAGCUAGCCAGAGCAAAUUUGGAGCGAUUGUCAUCUCUGGAUGAGAAUGACUGUAGUGCGUGGCAAGUCCUGACCGAUAGUCUUAUUUCCGGUGCAGCAAACGAAGAUAAUGGCCAAAGCCUUCGUCUCAAGGCCAGCGGAGUGCUUAACAAUCUUAUCUUCCAAACCAUGCAACAGAGUGACGACGAUGAUGAUUCUUCGCGAAAUGCACGCCAGAUGAGAAAUCUCAAAACGCUCAAAGCGCAGAUAAAAUCGCUUUAUAAUGCAAUUUCGCUUCGUCCUGGAACGCUUCCCGCUGCUGUGAUAGAGAUUCAUGAACAAAGCCUUGACGUUCUGAAGAAUAUGCUAGAGCAGUACGCUGAGACAUUUAGCGAAGUGUGGACUCUUGUUUUCGAUCUCAUAUCUAGUGUCUUCGGGGAUGCUCUACCGGAAGACGAAGUGGAAAUGACCCCUGGAAGAAGGGGCAAACUGUCUCUCCUGGCGGACUCGCCUCGCCUCAUUCGCGCCGCCUAUAAAUCUCUUCAGUUGGUGGCUUCGGAUUUCCUCGCCCUGCUCCCACCCUCUUGCCGGUUGAACCUCGUGGAUUCUUUCUCUAGCUUUGCUUCGCAGCAACAGGACUUCAAUAUCUCACUUACCACUACGUCAUUCUUCUGGACUGUUUCCGAUUUUCUUCAAGGCCAGAUUGACCGAUUUUCGAUCGAGUCUCAUGUCGAUGCUUCUGUGAGCGAACAAACGCUUGCGACAUUGGCCAAAGAUGAUGACCCUUCGGUAUCUCGUAAUUCUUUAUGGCUAUUGCUGCUGCUGCGAAUUGUGGAUCUCACAACAGAUAUCCGAUCAGAAAUUAGGAAUAGUGCAGUUCAUACGCUUUUGAGGAUCUUUGAUGCCUACGGUCAGCAGUUGUCGCCCAAAGCAUGGCGUCUAUGUCUGAAUCGAGUCCUGUUUCAGAUGGUUGAGGAUAUUGAAACCGAAAUAGCCCAAGUGGUCGGAAACGGAAAGAGCGUGAGUUCCGACGAGCUCAAGCCAUGGAUUGAAACGACAGUCGUGAUGAUCAAAGGCUUCUCUGAUUUAAUCACAAACUUCUUCGAGUCGAUUUUACAGGAUGAGGAGUUUGACAGUUCUUGGGAAAGGCUUCUUCAAUACUUCCAAACGCUCAUUAACUUGCAGCUUUUGGAAUUUAGUGAAGCGGUGUUUUCCAGCCUGUCAGGCAUCCUUCUCAGAGUGCAAUCUCCGAAUGGUCUGAGCAAGAAAGCCCUUCACUCCACAUGGUCAUUAUGGUUAGGCGGCCACCCUGCUAGCAAGGAAGAUCUGCUGGACCUAGACUGUCCGAAUCAAGAGGCAGCUUUGGCUUAUCUCAGAACCUUCCAGCAAGUCUAUCGCCUUUACAACAAUGAGAUGACGUGUGAGCACAUUGAAAAUGUUCUGCAACACUUGCGACUUCUUGCAUGGAAUUCUGUAUCUCCUCGAUAUUCCCCCGACAUCGAUCGUCCAUCAAGCUUGCAGGUGUUGAUCAUUGAUUGCACAAAGACAAUUUGUUUAGAAAAAGAAGACUCCCAGCCAGAAGUUCUACUGUGCCUUGCGGACUUUGUCGAUUCUGCAUUGACAAAAUGGACACCAAGCAGCGAUAGUCGAAGACCGUCGUUUGUGGCGUUCUCCAAGAGCGCAAUCGACCUCCUCAACUGGUACAUUUCCGAGUUUGGGAUCAAAAAAGAUAUAUUCGCAAACAGCUCUCUGUCUGUCACAUUGGAGCACCUUGCGGCCCCCAUUGCCCAGAAGUACAAAUGGCAAGGGAAAGACCGCGAGCCCAAUUUAUGGCAAAAAGCGACGACAGCUUCGCUAAACAUUCUCCAGGUGGUAAUUCCCUAUGUGGAAAAACAAUAUGAGACCUCAAAGGAGACAGAGAUUUCGCGGUUCUGGGCGUGUGUGGUCGGUGUUGCACAAGGCAUAGUCUCUGCCACGGGCCAACGGACCCUCCAGCUGUCCAAAGCCAACAUUCUGGCGGACGAAUCGUUCGACAUUGCCGCCUUCCACAGGUUGAAGUCUUUUAUAAUCCCAUCUCUCGGAGCAUCUACGAUCCAAGACACGAUUCGUCGUGACUUUGCCUGUGCACUCUUUCAUUCGUCAUUCAUCUAUCCUUUACAACGAUUUGACCUUCCUGGUGAAUCUCUAGAAAAGGAGCCACUCCUGGGGUUGUACAAUGUCCGACCAGGAAAGACCUUUGACCCUGCGCCCACAUUACGUUCCAAGAUGUCGUACGUUCUAAUAGAUACACUGUUCGAACUAGCGUCUGUCCCGUCAACUGAGGCGGCGCAGCGUGACGAUGGCAACUCUGGACAGGAUACCAGUACCGCAGAACAUAUUAGCCCCCGUGUUUUGCUAGCUCGAUCCGUCUCUCCGUACCUCAUUCUCCGUUGUGCUGUGUCUAUGAAAGCUUACAUAGCGGAUCAACCUCUCCGUGGUCUUAUGCCUCAGCCCACACCGGCGCGAAAAGCUCUCUUACACCUCCUUCACGGGAUGGUGAAGCUGCAAAGUGAACCAACUGCAAUCCCGGAGCCGCCUACAAUCCACACGAUGCCAAUUUCACCAGAAAAAUCAGCCACGGCCAACAACCACACGAAACAUCUGGAGUGGAUGUACCCGCUGGUGGUGAGAGCCGUGCAGGUCGCAGGCAAAGAGAGAGAUGACGGUGAAGUCCUGCAAGCACUGGGCGAGAUGCUACAGGGAGUUGGCCAUUGCAGUAUAUAGCGUACUUUUGUUUUCUUUGUUCUUUUGGCGUAGGGAGUGACAGGUAUAACGAACGCUGCAGUAGAAUUACAUUUGGUAUUUCAGGCUAGCGGUCAUGUCUUGAUUUUACCCAUGUACUAUACCAACCAACCAACCAUUCUCUAGAUCUGGAACAAUUAGGACCACCUAGGGGCCUGUAAUAGGCCGGGAUCUCAGCACA